CCCCCCCCAGUAGUCUAACUAGAGGAAGACCUUAGUGAUCCAGACUUGAGGCUUCCUUAGGUUUGGCCUCUUCCCUGCAAAUUCAGCUGUCACCGUCCAUAUUGAACUGGGGGGCCCAACCACAUCCCUGCCCAGGGGUCCCUUCAGGCAGUCUAUAACUCGUGUUUGGCCCCCAACUUAUCAGCAAAGCUUCCCUCUUUUACCACAUUGAGAUCGAAUAAACUUUGCUUCAUUCAAAGUUCCUUAAUAUAACUACAUCACAUGAAUAUUUGAUGUGACUUUUACUUGGCAAAUGUGCUUAAUCUUAGGUCCACUGAUAGCCUUGCUCUUAACCUUAAGCAAGUCUCUUGACUUCUCUGGGCCUGCGUAUCUGUAGUGUAAACGCUUUCCUCCAGGCUAUCUUUCAUGCAAUUUUCUCUUUAACCUGUCUGUGAUUUACAUAGUCCACCAAUCACUUUCUCCCAUCCUUCACCUUCUAAAUCCACCCUCCAUUUCUCCAGCGAAGAGGGCUUUGAAGGGAGAAGGUCUAUGUCCUAAAGUAGCCACUUUGAAAAUAACUGGUAGUUUCCUAAACUGUGUCUUCCCUAGAUAAGGAAAACUCCCUGAAUGAACUACCUUUUCCUUCUUGUGACAGCAGCAGAAACCAAGCCACAACAACCCUGGGAGAAAGGCUGAGUUUUCCUCGACUACUACAGUGACAAGGACCUUAAGACAGUUGGUACUUCCAUCCUCUUGCCAUCAUCUUACCACCCAGCCCAAGACGGCCCAGGCUGAACAUUAGUGCCUCCCGCCUCGCUCUUCUAAGAUCAUUCAGAUCUGCACCUGACUGUUUGGGGGUUUUGUUUUGUUUUGUUUUGGUGUAUGUGUGGCAAAUUUCACACACCAAGUCCUCAGAUCUACAUCCUCUGGUUCGCCGCUGUCCUCGAAGGACAGUGACUUGUUACCCACGCAACAGCAGAGCCUGCCAUCUCCAGCAGAUCACCAAUCAGCCCCUGACAUCGCCUGCUCCCUUGCCUCCCUUUGUGGCCUCCUAAAUGCCCAUCUCGUUGGUCUGGGUUCAACUGGUGGUAUGGAGGGGUGCUGCCUAGCACUGACCUGGGAGUGUGAGUGACCCACUGAUCCAAUGGACAUCAAAGGCCAGUUUUGGAAUGAUGAUGAUUCAGAAGGAGAUAAUGAAUCAGAGGAAUUUCUCUAUGGAGUUCAGGGGAGCUGUGCAGCUGACCUGUAUCGCCACCCACAGCUUGAUGCUGACAUUGAGGCCGUGAAGGAGAUCUACAGUGAGAACUCUGUAUCCAUCAGAGAAUAUGGAACUAUCGAUGACAUGGAUAUUGACCUCCACAUCAACAUCAGCUUCCUCGAUGAGGAAGUUUCUACAGCCUGGAAGGUCCUCCGCACAGAACCCAUUGUGUUAAGGCUGCGAUUUUCCCUCUCCCAGUAUCUUGAUGGACCAGAACCGUCGAUUGAAGUUUUCCAGCCAUCAAAUAAGGAAGGGUUUGGGCUAGGUCUUCAGUUGAAAAAGAUCCUGGGCAUGUUCACAUCCCAACAAUGGAAACAUCUCAGCAACGAUUUCUUGAAGACCCAACAGGAGAAGAGGCACAGUUGGUUCAAGGCAAGCGGUACUAUCAAGAAGUUCCGGGCUGGCCUCAGCAUCUUCUCACCCAUCCCCAAGUCUCCCAGUUUUCCUAUCAUACAGGAUUCCAUGCUAAAAGGCAAACUGGGUGUGCCAGAGCUUCGGGUUGGGCGUCUUAUGAACCGUUCCAUCUCCUGCACCAUGAAGAAUCCCAAAGUGGAGGUGUUUGGCUACCCUCCGAGCCCCCAGGCAGGUCUCCUGUGCCCCCAGCACGUGGGCCUCCCUCCCCCAGCACGGACCUCUCCUUUGGUCAGUGGUCACUGCAAGAACAUUCCCACUCUGGAGUAUGGAUUCCUUGUUCAGAUCAUGAAGUAUGCGGAGCAGAGGAUUCCAACACUGAAUGAGUACUGUGUGGUGUGUGAUGAGCAGCACGUCUUUCAGAACGGGUCCAUGCUGAAGCCAGCCGUCUGUACUCGUGAGCUCUGUGUUUUCUCCUUCUACACCCUGGGAGUCAUGUCUGGAGCUGCGGAGGAGGUGGCCACUGGAGCAGAGGUGGUCGAUCUGCUGGUGGCCAUGUGCAGGGCAGCAUUAGAGUCCCCUAGAAAAAGCAUCAUCUUUGAACCUUAUCCCUCCGUGGUGGACCCCACUGAUCCCAAGACACUGGCCUUUAACCCUAAGAAGAAGAAUUAUGAGCGACUUCAGAAAGCGCUGGAUAGUGUGAUGUCCAUCCGGGAGAUGACCCAGGGCUCGUAUUUGGAAAUCAAGAAGCAGAUGGACAAACUGGACCCCCUGGCCCACCCUCUUCUGCAGUGGAUCAUCUCCAGUAACAGGUCACACAUUGUCAAACUACCUCUCAGCAGGCAGCUGAAGUUCAUGCACACCUCACACCAAUUCCUCCUGCUGAGCAGCCCUCCUGCCAAGGAGGCUCGGUUCCGGACCGCCAAGAAGCUCUAUGGCAGCACCUUUGCCUUCCAUGGGUCCCACAUUGAGAACUGGCAUUCGAUCCUGCGCAAUGGGCUGGUCAAUGCAUCCUACACCAAACUGCAGCUGCAUGGAGCAGCCUAUGGCAAAGGCAUCUACCUGAGCCCCAUCUCCAGUAUUUCCUUUGGAUACUCAGGAAUGGGAAAAGGACAGCACAGGAUGCCCUCCAAGGAUGAGCUGGUCCAGAGAUAUAACAGGAUGAACACCAUCCCCCAGACCCGGUCCAUUCAGUCGAGGUUCCUGCAGAGUCGGAAUCUAAACUGUAUAGCACUUUGUGAAGUGAUUACAUCCAAGGACCUCCAGAAGCACGGGAACAUCUGGGUCUGCCCUGUGUCCGACCAUGUCUGCACACGGUUCUUCUUUGUAUAUGAAGAUGGUCAGGUGGGCGAUGCCAACAUUAAUACUCAGGACCCCAAGAUACAGAAGGAAAUCAUGCGUGUGAUCGGAACUCAGGUUUACACAAACUGAGGGGGCCCCAGCCCUCGUGCCACCCUGUUCCCCUGGAUCCAUCUGCCCUUAUCGAAGGGCUCAAGAGCAGCAGGUGAGGCUGCCCUGAGGAAUCAAGGGGCCAUUACUAAGGGGCAGGAAAGGAUAGAAGAGGCGGCCUCCAGGUGGAGAUUGACCCAAGAACCACUCCACGUGUGGAUGGCCCAGACUAACCCCCAAACCCUGAUUUCCCCAGUUGAUUUCACCCUGUUUGUAAAUAAAACAAUAAAAUGGAA
Molecule: messenger RNA, 3273 nt
Organism: Echinops telfairi (small Madagascar hedgehog)
Lineage: Eukaryota; Metazoa; Chordata; Mammalia; Afrosoricida; Tenrecidae
Gene: PARP6
Product: poly(ADP-ribose) polymerase family member 6
Exons: 23
Coding region: 1124-3019 (631 amino acids)
Biological process (GO): endoplasmic reticulum unfolded protein response
Cellular component (GO): intracellular anatomical structure; membrane; nuclear envelope
Molecular function (GO): kinase binding; NAD+ poly-ADP-ribosyltransferase activity; protein serine/threonine kinase activator activity
Source: RefSeq, a predicted model, not a curated record